AUGCCAGAAACACGAGUACAAUUGUACUUUCUAUAUAUUUAUUUGAUAGGUACAAUGCUGGGAAACGGUCACUCAGCCAAACGAGCGCCAAGGACCCUCAAAAGGCAAGUAAUGGGGCCAUCGAAGCUACGGAUAGUUCAGCGUCAGCUGUUCCGGGCACUAGCAACCUCGGUAAAGCCCAAGAAAACAGAUGUUCUGAUUGUCGGAGGAGGGCCAGCUGGGUUAACUCUAGCAGCAGCUAUAAAGACGUCACCAUAUCUAUCAGGCUUGUCAACUACGCUAGUGGACGCAGGCGAUCUAAAAACCAAAGUUGCGGGCUUCUACGAUGCACCUCCCGAAAAAUACACGAACAGAAUCAUUAGCUUGACCUCGCAAUCAAAACAGUUCCUCGAGCAGAGGGUUGGUGUCCAACUGAUGGAGGAAAGACUGCAGGCUUUUGACGGCCUUUUUGUCUCUGAUGGCUGUUCAGAUGCUCACCUAGAAAUGGAGCGAGGCUCUAUGGGAUACAUGGUGGAGAUUCUGAACAUUCAAAGUUCUGUCUUGCGUCGGCUUUCAGAGUUGAACGCGUCUGGUCUCCAGCUCAUCGAUCAGACAAAAGUGGAGGAUAUUCGCUACGAAGACCCAGAAGACCACCAGUCAUGGCCUGUUGUCUCGCUAAGCAAUGGAGAAGUCUACAAGACGCGUUUGUUGGUUGGUUGCGAUGGCUUCAAUUCUCCAGUACGGAAGUUCUCUAAAAUUGAGUCUAGGGGCUGGUUCUAUAACAGGUUCGGUGUCGUAGCUACUAUGAAACUUGACUAUCCACCUUUCAAAGUGAGAGGCUGGCAAAGGUUUCUUCCCACAGGUCCUAUUGCCCACUUGCCGCUCCCAGGCGAUGAUGCCACAUUGGUGUGGAGCACUACAGAGCCAUUGUCUCGUUUACUGCUAUCCAUUGACCCCGAGCAAUUCGUACUACUUGUGAACGCUGCGUUCGUACUCGAAGAUGCUGACAUGCAGUAUUACUACAAACAGCUAGAACAAGGUUCUAUCACCACCCAGGAGCUUAAGAGCGACAUUGCUUACCGUACGGAAUUGGUUUACAGCAAGCUUGACAAUGACGCUUUUAUUGAUGAAAUAUAUCCUCCCGCGGUUAGCAGUAUCGACAGUACAUCAAGGGCAAGGUUCCCAUUGAAGCUUUCGCAUGCAGAUUCAUAUGUGGCCGAUAGAAUCGCCUUAGUCGGCGACGCUGCUCACACAACACAUCCGUUAGCUGGCCAAGGCCUGAACAUGGGCCAAGGAGAUGUGGAGUCUUUGGUGAAAGCACUCGAAAAAGCCUAUCAAAGAGGCCUAGACCUCGGGUCUCUUUUGGCCUUAGAGCCUUACUGGGCUGAUCGCUAUCCCACCAAUAAUAUGUUGCUUGGCGUUGUAGACAAGUUACACAAACUCUAUUCAACUGACUUUGGUCCUAUCGUGGCUGCAAGAAGCUUUGGCCUCAAAGCGAUCCAAAGUCUGGGCCCUAUCAAGGAUUUUAUGAUGGCCAAGGUGAGCGGCCCCUCUCAGUGA
Lachancea thermotolerans CBS 6340 is the source of this 1539-nucleotide messenger RNA. RefSeq names its product putative N,N-dimethylaniline monooxygenase COQ6 (gene COQ6). Lineage: Eukaryota; Fungi; Ascomycota; Saccharomycetes; Saccharomycetales; Saccharomycetaceae. The record is from RefSeq and is a predicted model, not a curated record. Gene Ontology annotation, biological process: ubiquinone biosynthetic process. Gene Ontology annotation, cellular component: mitochondrion. Bases 1 to 1539 code for a protein of 512 amino acids. The transcript has a single exon. Gene Ontology annotation, molecular function: oxidoreductase activity, acting on paired donors, with incorporation or reduction of molecular oxygen, NAD(P)H as one donor, and incorporation of one atom of oxygen; 2-octaprenyl-6-methoxyphenol hydroxylase activity; FAD binding.